AUGGCGCCGGUCAUCUGGGGCUUGGAUCUGAAGGACAUGCAAUGGGGGAAGUUCAAGGGCUCCUACAUGUUUGCCCCCACCUUCCAUCUGCAGAAGACGAAGAUGAUUGUAUACCAAAUCGCCAUGCUCUUAUGCGUCAUUUCUGAAUCCGUCGGCACCGCAGCAUUAUCUGAUUACGUUGACCAACAAGACGGAAUCUCCCAUCGAAGCAAUGGCAAAGCUCUCGUUCAAAACAACGAUUUCAUCGGUGUCGCUUCAUACAACGUAUUCAUCGGCAUAGCCGUAGCCACGAUCUUCGGCUCCGGUUUCUUCUUCGACCUCUUCUGGCCCGAAAGAUACGAGAGCGCGGCCGUCAAGUUGGCGUGGAAGAUUAGCUCCAUUGUGGUAUCCAUCAUGGCUCUUGCAGAUGCACUGGCAAUGACGGUGAUCGUGGCGACACACCGCGCGCAUAUCAGAGGAUUCUCGGACGCAGACGCCGAAUACUGGUUUAAAGCGAACGGCAAGCCGAAUCCGAUAUACAGGAAGAACCCAGACUGCGUUGCAUCGGUGGUUCUGCUAUGGCCUGGUGUCAUAGCUUCGUUUGCAAGUGCAUACAUCAUGUGGAAAUCCAUUCAGCAUAACGAUGCACACGGCCCUUUUGCAGUGGGCUACGGGAACGGCAAGGAGACUUCAAUGGAUCUGCCUACCAGCAAAAAUCCGACGUCAGAAACGGGAACGGGACCAGAACCGGCACCCAUGAAUGGAUAUGGACAUGCUGGGAACCAUGCCACACCUGGCCCACAGCCUUAUCCUGGUACAUGA
Messenger RNA from Lachnellula hyalina, 801 nucleotides. RefSeq lists its product as uncharacterized. NCBI's taxonomy places the organism in Eukaryota, Fungi, Ascomycota, Leotiomycetes, Helotiales, Lachnaceae. The coding region runs from base 1 to 801 and encodes 266 amino acids. The record is from RefSeq and is a predicted model, not a curated record. The transcript is spliced from 4 exons.